Diospyros lotus (date-plum) is the source of this 689-nucleotide messenger RNA. Its product is annotated as early nodulin-like protein 3. The record is from RefSeq and is a predicted model, not a curated record. The transcript is spliced from 2 exons. Gene Ontology annotation, cellular component: plasma membrane. Lineage: Eukaryota; Viridiplantae; Streptophyta; Magnoliopsida; Ericales; Ebenaceae. Gene Ontology annotation, molecular function: electron transfer activity. The coding region runs from base 1 to 687 and encodes 228 amino acids.
AUGUCCAUCCAAAAUCCUUCGCUGGAACCCACCAAAAAGCGCCCAUUGCUUUCAUUUUUACUCACUCUUCUCCGCUUCUUCCUGUGUGAUCGAUUCAGGGAGCUCCGAGAGCCUCCAAUGGCGGUCUUCAGACCUCUUCUUCCGUGUUUGAUCCUGCUGUUCGUGGUGCCCUUCGUUCCUUCUGAUGCUAGAGAGUUCCUGGUUGGCGGCCGAGAAAGUUCCUGGAAAAUCCCCCACUUUCCCGAGGAUUUCAACAGAUGGUCCGGGAAAAUGCAGUUCGUCGUCGGCGAUACCCUCGUGUUGAAGUACAAAGAGAAAGCCGAUUCGGUGCUGCAAGUGACGGAGGAGAACUACAAUAACUGCAACACAACGAAUCCAAUCAAACAGUACGACGACGGCGACACCGAGAUCCAACUGGACCGGCCGGGCCCGUUUUACCUCAUCAGCGGGGCAGCCGGCCACUGCGAGAAGGGCCAGAAGCUGGCGGUGAGAGUGUUAUCGCUCAAACAUGGCUCCAUCCGGGGGCUUCCUCCUGCUGCAGCGCCGAUGCGGGCGCCUGCGCCUUCUCGGCUUAACGUGCUUGCUCCGUCGACUGCUCCGGGCGGCGGCGGCGGCUGUUUGGAGGUUGGAGCUCUGACUGUGGCGAUGGUUUUGGGAUGCUUGGUUGGGCUGGCCGCCUUGGUCUGAGA